Aspergillus steynii IBT 23096 is the source of this 831-nucleotide messenger RNA. RefSeq names its product HAD family hydrolase. NCBI's taxonomy places the organism in Eukaryota, Fungi, Ascomycota, Eurotiomycetes, Eurotiales, Aspergillaceae. The coding region runs from base 1 to 741 and encodes 246 amino acids. The record is from RefSeq and is a predicted model, not a curated record. The transcript has a single exon.
AUGCCUGAAGUCACUUCAUCGCUGCAAAACCUCCUCAUGAGCAAGGAUUGGGUGGGCUUUGAUUUGGACGAUACUUUACAUGAGUUUCGGAUUGCCUCUAAUGCUGCCUCGUCGGGCAUUUUCGACCGUGUUCAUCGUGACUAUGGUGUACCUCUGGAGGAUCUCAGGUUAUCAUACCGUCAGAUUCUGACAGAUAUGACCGCUGGUGCAUUCGCUGACGGCAAGCUCUCUAGCGAUUACCGUCGAGAGAGGUUCGCCGCUUUACUGCAUAGUCAGGACAUUGUAGCUCCUUCGGGAUAUCUAGAGUGUCUAUUAGCCGUGUACAAAAGAACCCUUGCCUCGUCGCUCUGUCUGAAGGCGGGUGCUCUUGACCUGCUCGAGAGAUUGAAGACCCUUGAAAAGAAAAUAAUUAUUAUCACGGAAGGACCCUGGGAUGCCCAGGAUUGGACGAUCGAACAAUUGGGCUUGAAGGACUAUGUCGAUGUUCUUGUCACGUCAAAUGAGCUGAAGACUUCCAAGACGGACGGCCUGUUCGGACAAGUUCUGCGCAAAUAUGACAUUCCAGCUUCUCAAAUGAUUUACAUCGGGGACAACGAGCUUCGUGAUAUCCUACCAGCGGAAGCAGAAGGAAUCAUGGCGAUUCAUGUUUCCGAAAACUCAAGAGUUUGUGUUGAUCCGGAACAGGGAUCGAUCAAGAUUGAUGCCCUGACGAGGCUGAUGUGUCUGUUUAACGACUGUUAAAGCCGUGUGCCGUGGAGUUUCGAUUGUGAGAUAACCUGGGGUCUUGCACCGAUUGCACCUCCCGACCAUCCCGGAGGACUGGGCCGCGCG